This is a messenger RNA of Globicephala melas (long-finned pilot whale), 5423 nucleotides long. It is a transcript of the gene LAMB3, whose product is annotated as laminin subunit beta 3. Gene Ontology annotation, biological process: animal organ morphogenesis; basement membrane assembly; substrate adhesion-dependent cell spreading. Lineage: Eukaryota; Metazoa; Chordata; Mammalia; Artiodactyla; Delphinidae. Gene Ontology annotation, cellular component: laminin trimer. The record is from RefSeq and is a predicted model, not a curated record.
CUGCAGUGCUGCACAGCAGCAAAACUCAAUCCCAAACGCCUUUUGGUGGAUCCACGUGGUAGUUCAGUUCUAAAAUCAGUAGCUUCUCGUCAGUCCAAACAGCACGAGACGCCCACUCGAGCCCGACCCUCGCGCUCUGCCUCACUCUCCUCUCCCUGUGUGUCUCUCUCCCCCUCCCUCCGCCGGCCCCCAAGGUUCCUACGAGGCGUACAGCCGGUUGGUCGGGGCCCGGCAGCCCUGGACAGCCUCCAGCUGCUUGCUUUUCUCCAGCAGGGCCCGCGCCCGGAGGGCCUUUCGCUCCCGGGCGGCCUGCAGCUCGGCCACCGCUGCCUCCCGCUCCCGCUCCCGCUCGGCGGCCGUGAAGGGGCUGCACAAGGUCUCCAUCAGGCCGAGCACGGCGCCGAAGAGAGCCAGCACGCCGCCCAGCACAUACAGCCUCACUAGACUCCGUCUGGGCUUCUGCGCCAUCAGCUCCUUGGCCAGAGGAAUCAGCUCCUGGACAGUUUCCAUCUCGGCUCCGGGCUCUCGGGGUGGGAGUGAUCUGCGGGAGAAGCGGAGCAGAAAAGGGGGGCUUUUAAGCCACCGAAAGACGGAUGCAUCCUCCCGAGCAGCCCUCACUCGGCUCUCUCGGGGCUUCUAAAAGCUGGGGCUUGAACAUCUUGAGGACCUGGAUCCGUGACUGAUCCCAGAAGUAUUUCAGUUCCAAACACCAGAAGUACAGCCAGUUUGAUUCCUGGCCUUUCUGUCUCCAAGUACCAGCCAUUGUGGAUGCGACUGGGAGCACAGCCUUGGAAGUCUGCUCAUCAGGGGAUCAACUCAUCGUGAAUUUUCUCAGGUUCUAAUUCUUAAGGGAAAAAAAGGUAGGCCGGAAGCACCACGCUGCUCUCAAGGAGUUUAGCUCGUCUGGCCCGCCGAGUGCCCCCUCUUCCCUUCUCGUCCAGAUCACUGCUCUUCAGGAAUUUGCAGCCCUAAGGAGCUGAUUGGAAUGUGGGACCUGGGGCCUCCCUGGGGGAGAUGGAGGGGGGCAGCCCAGGUUGGCCCACUGCCUGGGUGGUCCAGGACACCAGAGGAGGCUGACCUCUACGGGCCUUGGGAAAGUACCAAGUGCAGUGCCUGUCACAAAUGCCAGUGUCCUUCCCCCACCCCCCACCCCUCUGCCAGGAAUCCUGGUCUCCAAAGAUCACUAACAUUCCCCCCACAAGGCACCCACAGGCAGGCGGGUGCUGCCGAGCUUGCUGUUAGGCCUCUGGGACCGACCCACCUGCCCAGUCCUGUCUGGGGGUGAGGGUGAGGGUGCAUGACUACAGAUGGGCGUGCCAGCUGCCGGAUUCCUGAGUCCCGCCCUGCAGUUGGUGACGCCCAGCCAGGACGUCUCCAGAGGUGAGGCCGGUUGUUUAAAACCUAGGAGCCAGGAGAGGGGACUCCCACAUUCAAGGCGCGCUCUCAGAGAGGCGAUCUGGAGAAAGAACCGUGGCAGCACGGAGUGAGGUGAGGUCCUGGGUGGGGAUCAUCCCAUUGACUGAAGAUGAGGCCGCUCCUUCUCCUGUAUUUUGUCUUGCCCAGCGUCCUGUGUGCCCAGCAAGCCUGCUCCCGUGGGGCCUGCUAUCCACCCGUUGGGGACCUGCUCAUUGGGAGGACCCGGUUUCUCCGAGCUUCAUCUACCUGUGGCCUGGCCAAGCCUGAGACCUACUGCACCCAGUAUGGAGAGUGGCAGAUGAAAUGCUGCAAGUGUGACUCCAGGUUGCCUCACAAUUACAACAGUCACCGAGUGGAGAAUGUGGUCUCGUCCUCGGGCCCCAUGCGCUGGUGGCAGUCACAGAAUGAUGUGAGCCCUGUCUCUCUGCAGCUGGACCUAGACAGGAAAUUCCAGCUUCACGACAUCAUGAUGGAUUUUAAGGGGCCCAUGCCUGCUGGCAUGCUGAUCGAGCGCUCCUCGGACUUCGGCAAGACCUGGCAGGUGUACCAAUACCUAGCUGCCGACUGCAUGUCUGCCUUCCCCCGGGUCCACCAGGGCCAGCCUCAGAGCUGGCAGGAUGCUCGAUGCCAGCCUCUGCCCCAGAGGCCUAACAGGCACCUGGAUGGGGCCAAGGUCCAACUUAACCUUAUGGAUUUAGCCUCUGGGAUCCCAGCAACUCAAAGUCAAAAAAUUCAAGAGCUGGGGGCGAUCACAAACUUGAGAGUCAACUUCACCAGGCUGGCCCAGAGGGGCUAUCACCCUCCCAGUGCCUACUAUGCUGUUUCCCAGCUGCGUCUGCAGGGGAGCUGUUUCUGUCACGGCCAUGCUGACCGCUGUGCCCCCAAUUCCAGAGCCCCUGCCAGCCCCUCCACCACUGUGCAGGUCCAUGGGGUCUGCGUCUGCCAGCACAACACCGCCGGCCCCAACUGUGAACACUGUGCACCCUUCUACAACGACAAGCCCUGGAAACCCGCAGAUGACCAGGACCCCCACGAAUGCCAAAGGUGUGACUGCAACGGACACUCAGAGACAUGUCACUUCGACCCAGCCGUGUUUGCCGCCAGCCAGGGGGCACAUGGAGGUGUGUGUGACAACUGCCAGCACCACACUGAGGGCAAGAACUGUGAGCGGUGUCAGCUGCACUAUUUCCGGAACCGGCGUCCUGGUGCUCCCAUUCAGGAGACCUGCAUCCCCUGCGAGUGUGAUCCGGAUGGGGCAGUGCCAGGAGCGCCCUGUGACCCAGUGACCGGGCAGUGUGUGUGCAAGGAGCAAGUGCAGGGGGAACGCUGUGACCUGUGCAAACCGGGAUUUACAGGACUCACCUAUGCCAACCCGCAGGGCUGCCACCGCUGUGACUGCAGCGUCCUGGGUGCCCGGCGGGACAUGCCGUGUGAUGAGGAGAGUGGACGCUGCCUGUGUCUGCCCCACGUGGUGGGCCCCAAAUGUGACCAGUGCGCUCACUACCACUGGAAGCUGGCCAGUGGCCAGGGCUGCGAGCCAUGUGCCUGCGACCCGCACAACUCCCUCAGCCCCCAGUGUAACCAGUUCACAGGGCAGUGCCCCUGUCGGGAAGGUUUUGGUGGCCUGACCUGCAACGCUGCAGCCAUCCGCCAGUGUCCUGACAAGACCUACGGAGAUGCAGCUAUGGGAUGCCGAGCCUGUGACUGUGACUUCCGGGGAACGGAGGGACCAGGCUGCGAUAAGGCCUCGGGCCGCUGUCUCUGCCGCCCUGGCUCGACCGGGCCACGCUGCGACCAGUGCCAGCGAGGCUACUGUGACCGCUACCCGGUGUGUGUGGCCUGCCACCCCUGCUUCCAGACCUACGACGCCGGCCUCCGGGAGCGGGCCCUCCGCCUCAGCAGCCUCCGUAAUGCCACCACCAGCCUGUGGCCUGGGCCGGGCCUGGAGGACCGCGGCCUGGCGUCCCGGAUGCUGGACACGAAGAACAAGCUGGAGCAGGUCCAAGCCAUCCUCGGCGGCGCCUCGGUCACGGAGCAGGAGGUGGCCCAGGUGGCCAAUGCCAUCGUCUCCAUCAGGCAGACUCUCCAGGGCCUGCAGGUGGAUCUGCCCCUAGAGGAGGAGACCUUGUCCCUCUCGGGAGACCUGGAGAAUCUGGACAGAAGCUUCAAUCGCCUCCUCGUUAUGUAUCAGAGCAAGAGGGAGCAGUUUGAAAAAAUAAGCAGUGCCGAUCCUUCAGGAGCCUUCCGGAUGCUGACCGCGGCCCACCAGCGGUCAUCCCAGGCUGCUCAGCAGGUCGCGGAUAGCUCCCGGUGGCUGCUGCAGCUCAGGGACAGCCGGAGAGAGGCGGAGAGGCUGGAGCAGCAGCUGGGAGGAGCAGGAGGGGCCGGCGGCCCCCAGCUCGCGGCCCUGAGGCUGCAGAUGGCUUCCUUGCCUGAUCUGACACCCGCCGCCAACAAGCUCUGUGGGGGCCCCAGGGAGAUGGCUUGCACCCCGGGAGCAUGCCCUGGGGAGCUGUGUCCCCGAGACAACGGCACGGCCUGUGGCUCCCACUGCAGGGGUGCUCUCCCCAGGGCAGGUGGGGCCUUCCGGACAGCAGGGCAGGUGGCCGAGCAGCUGCGGGGCUUCAAUGCCCAGCUCCAGCAGACCAGGCAGAUGAUCAGGGCAGCCGAGGAAGCCACCUUGCAGGUGCAGUCAGAUGCUCAGAGCCUGGAGAUGCAGGUGAGCACCAGCCGCGCCCAGAUGGAGGAAGACGUCACACGCACGCGGCUCCUCAUUCAGCAGGUCCGGGACUUCCUCUCAGACCCUGACACUGACAUAGCCACCAUCCAGGAGGUCAGUGAGGCCGUGCUGGCCCUGUGGCUGCCCACAGACUCUGCCACUGUCCUGCGGAAGAUGAAUGAGAUCCAGGCCAUCGCAGCCAGGCUCCCCAACGUGGACCUGGUGCUUUCUCAGACCAAGCAGGACAUCGCUCGGGCUCGCAGGCUCCAGGCGGAGGCUGAGCAGGCCAGGAGCCGAGCCCACACAGUGGAGGGCCAGGUGGAGGAUGUGCUGGGGAACCUGCGACAGGGCACGCUGGCACUGCAGGAGGCCCAGGACACCAUGCAAGGCACCCGCCGCUCCCUUCAGCUUAUCCAAGACAGGGUUGCUGAGGUUCAGCAGGUGCUGGGGCCAGCGGAAAGACUGGUGACCAGCCUGAUGGAGCAGCUGGGUGGCUUCCGAGCACGGAUGGAGGAGCUCGGCCGCCAGGCCAGGCAGCAGCGGGCACAGGCCGCCCAGGCCCAGCAGCUGGCAGAGGAGGCCAGCAAGCAGGCACUGAGUGCCCAGGAGGGAUUUGAGAGAAUAAAGCAAAAGUAUGCUGAGUUGAAGGACCGGUUGGGUCGGAGCCCCACGCUGGGAGAGCAGGGCAGCCAGAUCUUAAGCAUCAAGAUGGAGGCGGAGGAACUGUUUGGGGAAACCAUGGAGAUGAUGGACAAGAUGAAAGACAUGGAGUCGGAGCUGCUUCGGGGGAGCCAGGCCAUCACGCUUCGCUCGGCGGACCUGACGGGGCUGGAGAAGCACGUGGAGCAGAUCCGGAACCACAUCAAUGGGCGCGUGCUCUACUACGCCACCUGCAAGUGACGCGCCAGCAUCCAGCCUGUGGCCCCGCUCAUCUGCCCUCUGUGCUUCUGGGGGCCAGGCUGGCUUGGAAUACUGUCCAGCUGCAGGAAAAUUUUUUGCAACCUAAAGCACAGCCUGGACCACCCUGGUGUGCAGUUGUUAGGAUUACUCUGGGCUGCAGCUGAGCCUGGGCUGAUGGGACAACUACCGCUGAGGGACAGACAUGGUGGAGGCGGGCCACAUCAUUGUAACCAGGAGCUCUCAAGUGGAGGGCACUUGGCUGGGCAGUGUCCUUGCCCUUCAUUCUCCGUUGAGGCUGAAUCCUGGACCAACACAAAAACAUAACUAAAAAUGAUGUACAAGUGAAAAGCCCAAUAAAAAUCUAUAGAAAGGAGCCUGGAGUUUCAAA